Lactuca saligna is the source of this 444-nucleotide messenger RNA. The record is from the annotation of a GenBank genome assembly. NCBI's taxonomy places the organism in Eukaryota, Viridiplantae, Streptophyta, Magnoliopsida, Asterales, Asteraceae.
AUGAACCCUGAAUUCACGGUCAACAUAUCUGAUACGGGUGCUACAACUUCAUUCUUCUCUACCUAUGUUCCUUCAUCCAUCUCUCCCAUUCGUAAUGAUGAUCCAAAUAUGAUCUUUGGGGAUGAUGGUGAUGAUGAUGAUCUUGGCGGAUUCACUUAUAGUCCAUUUAUGAUCAGGACUGAAAGUGAAGAUGAAGCCACAGUUUCUAAAGGGCAGCUUAAAGCAAUUCACGAGAAACUUGACCAACUGCUUCUUGCCUCCAAGGCUUACUCCUUUGACGCCUAUUCAAAAGAAAUAGUUGAGUCAUUGUUUGAGAAUAUAACGAAAGAACAUGUUGCGAAUGCUGCAAAUAUGAACGCAUCAGUUUUGGAGUCUACUGAUGUUUGCAAGUCUACGACCGAAAAUGUCAAUAAACUAAUUACUGACACAACCACUGUCAUGUAG